AUGGGCAAGCAGAUAGCUGAAAUGGUAUCGAAGUGCACCGUAUGUCUUGAGCACAGAAAGGAGAAUACCAAAGAGCCUAUGAUACCUUUCAAAGUACCAACCAUACCUUGGGAGGUGGUGGCAACAGAUUUAUUUAGUUUGGACAACUCGGACUAUCUACUUAUUGUUGACUAUCUUUCCAGGUACUUUGAAGUUGUUAAGUUACCAGACACAAAGAGUUCAACGGUUAUCACGUACACCAAGUCGAUAUUCUCCCGACAUGGGAUUCCUGCAGAAGUCGUAAGUGAUAAUGGGCCACAAUACUCAUCUAGAGAAUUUCAAGCAGUGGCAGAAAACUGGAAAUUCAAGUAUACGACA
Paramuricea clavata is the source of this 357-nucleotide messenger RNA. The record is from the annotation of a GenBank genome assembly. NCBI's taxonomy places the organism in Eukaryota, Metazoa, Cnidaria, Anthozoa, Malacalcyonacea, Plexauridae.